Molecule: messenger RNA, 1690 nt
Organism: Paramecium primaurelia
Lineage: Eukaryota; Ciliophora; Oligohymenophorea; Peniculida; Parameciidae
Source: the annotation of a GenBank genome assembly
AUGAUUUGUUCUUUUUACUAAGUAGUGUUUUUACAUAAUAAACAUAUUGAAAAUAAAAAUUUAUUAUAUUAAUCAUUUAGAAAUGGGUAUAUGCUCUGGAAAACAGCAAAAAAUUAGACAAGGCAAACAUCAAUUAAGUGAAAUAAAACGAUUUGCUAAAUAAAACAUUAGAUAGUUUUACAGAUUUGGAAAGGUUUUAGGAUCAGGAAGUUUUGGUACUGUAAAAGUGGGUUACAGUGUCAGAGAUUCAAAAGCAUUUGCAAUAAAGACUAUUCAUAAAGUAAACACGAUGGUCCAAGUAGUAUCGAAUGCGAGAAUAAUUCUACCUUGUACUUAGAGAGUUAGACAUCCUUACACAAUUGGAUCAUCCAAAUAUAAUUAAAGUAUUUGAAGAGUAUGAAGAUGACAUGUAUUAUCACUUUGUAAUGGAAUAUUGUAGUGGAGGAGAAUUGUUAGAAAGAAUAGUGGAGUAAGGUAUUUUAAAUAAAAUUAUUAUCAAUUAUAGGUAAUAUUGGAGAAUCUGAAUCUAAAGAGAUUAUGCAAUAGUUAUUUUCAUCAAUUAAUUAUCUUCAUUCUAUGGGAAUAGCUCAUAGAGAUUUGAAACCAGAAAACGUUUUAUUUGCUUCUAAAGAGAAAGAUGCACCUAUAAAAGUUAUAGAUUUUGGUUUGAGUAAGAAAUUUAGAAAUAUUAAUCAAAAAAUUUAGAGAAUGAAUAGUAAAGUAGGAACUCCAAUUUAUGUUGCACCUGAAAUAAUAGCUGGAGAGUAAUAAAAUAGAUUUAAAUUAUAGUUAUUCUUUUUAAUGUGAUGAAUGGUCUUUGGGUUGCAUCAUGCAUGUAUUACUUUGUGGUAAUCCACCCUUCUAGGCUAAGAAAUUAGAUAUGUUAGAAACUAAAAUAAAACAUUCUGAUAUUGAUUUCUCUUUUUCUGUUUUUGAACAUAUAUCUCAAGAUGCUAAAGAUUUGAUUAAAAAUUUAUUAAUAAAAUAACCUAAAAAGAGAAUAACAUGUGAAUAGGCAUUAGAACAUUAAUGGUUUAAAAAUAUGAAAUAAAGUUCUCAUUAAUAACAAUUGUCUAAUAAUUAACAUUAAAAAAUAAUCAGAUUAUUACAUACUUAUGCUAAUUCAUCUAAAUUAAAAAAAGAAACACUUAAAAUAUUAAUAAAUUAACUUACAGAAAGUUAAAUUUCUUAAUUAAAGAAUGUUUUUGUAUCUUAUGAUAAAGAUUGCAAUGGCACAAUAUCUAUUUAAGAACUUUUAUAAAUUAUGUCAAAUCUAGGAUUUAAGGAAAGUGAAGAAGAACUUGUUUAGAUGAUUAAAAAAUUUAAUAAUAUCCAUCCUUUUAAUGAUGAUAUUACUUAAGAUACAUAAAUUACCUAUACUUCAUUUUUGAGUGCUUUAGUAAAUUGCAAAAGUUAUUUAAAUAAAGAAAGAUUAUGGAAUCUAUUCAAAUACUUUGAUAGUGAUAAUAAAAACUUUAUUACUAUUGAAGAUGUGAGAAAAGCCUUUGAAAGGGAAGGAAGGCAAUUAUCUUAAUCAAAAUUGGUUUCCUUAUUUUCAGAAAUACUAUAAAAUGAGGAACAAAAAAUUAUAGAUUUUGAAUAAUUUUGUCAAAUGAUGUAAGAUAAUCUAUAUAACAGUAAUAAUGAUAGUAAAAAUUUAGAAAAAGAAUUAGAUUGUUUUGAAAAUUGA